CUCUCUUUUCAUCUUUUAAUGAAAAAUUUGUGACUGAAAGCGUAAAACUUUUUUUUUUCUUAUUUCUGUCUUUCACAGGCAUGAUAAUUAACCAGACGCGUAUGGAACAGACUGAAUCCUUGUUUAAAUAUAUUCGUAAAGAAAAAAAGAAAGAUGUAAUUAUAUUAAGCAGUGAUGAAGAAGACAAUAGUGAGUCACUGCCUUCUCCCUUGCCUUCCGCUAUCAUAGAGGGUAGUCAAAGAGAUCCAAUUCCGUUGGACGAUUCAGACGAAGAGAUGACCAUGACACCCAAUUCAAUAUCUUUGGGCGAGUUUGAAUUAUCAGACAUGGAUGAAGAUCCUAUAUUUCAAACUGAUCUUGUCUAUGAUAGCAAACCAGAAUUAAACAUUGUCUAUCAUUCAAAACCAUUCGAGUGCAUGGAUUCCAUCGAACCAACACCUAUACCACCUUUGAAUACACCGCCUACGACUGUAAAGACCUAUAUACCACCCAACAUGGAUAAGUUUGAAUUACUACGCAUCAUGGAAGUUUAUCUUCAGUCAGUGACUGAUUUACCUGGUGAAAAACUCGGAUCCAUGACUACUGUUGAACCUCGCUUUCCAAGACGCACUCGACACUCUGACUAUUAUCAAAAGAUGCAAGACAGUCUACAGUCACAAUCGACUCAGUCCACUCUUAUUUGUCUUGAACCCAACUAUCCUUAUGUGCCUAAUCGAGCAUGGUAUAAUUCAACAUGGGAAGAUUGGGCUCAGUUGGAUGCAGGUGAUAUCUUGCAUUGUCCAUUUACUUCUUCUGAAAUUGAGACACUGACUCAUUUGGUGGAUAAGAAUGUGCGCAAGUCAGGCACAAGAAAUAAAGGCAUGAUUGAUAUAUGGCAAUAUGUAGCUACAUUUUUACCAGGCAGAACUGCUAGAGAAUGUAAAUGGUUCUGGGCUGAUUAUGCGGAACAACAACAUAAUUUAUUGUUUAGCAGUGCUGUUGUGAUAAGACGCCGUAAAGAUCCUGCUCAUCAUUUAUCAAAGCAUCAUUUGUUGGGUCAAAGAGGGCAAACAGGAAUACGCCAUUACAAUGCUUUGAGGAAGUUGCAUUGGUCAAACAUGACAAGGGAGAACACAAUCACUGAUGGUAGUGGAGAUGCAAUCACUCUGGCUAUUUUUAAUGAUCCAUCCAAAGGUGUUAGGAUUGCUGUUGGAUCCUUGUGUGAUGAAAAUGUUCAAUACAAUAUGCCUGGUAAUCUACGCUUAUGGGAUUCAGACUCAAAGACAUGUCUACAACUAAAUGGACAUCAGACAACCAAUGAAUCGAGUGGACAGAGUAUCUGGAGAACAGUGACGGAUGUAAAAAUGUCUAAAGAUGAGACACUUAUCUUUUCUGCUUCUCAUGAUGGAAGUGCUAAUAUUUGGAAAUCAAAAUCAGGCAAACUGGUAUCUACAUUGCGCUAUCAUUGUAAACCAAUCAACCAAUUGGCUGUCAAUUACUCUUCCAACCAAAAUGUGUUAGCCACCUGUUCAAACGAUGGUACAGCCACUGUUUGGUCUAUAGGACAAAAUGAUCCUCAUGUGGAUUGUAUUGAAUUUGGACAUCAUGCAUCUGAUAAUCUCUUGUUUCUUGGUAUUAAUAAUAAGGACAUGGAUCAUCCUGGUUAUGUAGAAGCUUAUGAUACAGCAACAGGUGCACCUCGUAUGCGAUUUGAUUCCAUGAAGGGAUGCGUGUCUACAUUGGCUGUCUCUAGUUCAGGAACAUGUGUUGUGUCUGGCAAUUACAAUCGAUUUGAUAACAUGUCUGGGGAUGGAUUUAUUCAUUUGCAUGAUAUUCGCCAACAAGAGACAGUGAGCAAAUUCUUUUCUGGUCAUCCUGAUGUGAAUGUGGUGGCUAUAAGUGCUUGUGAACGUUAUAUAGCAUCUGGCAAUGCAGACAAAGAAAAAAGUGAAGUAGUUGUGUUUGAUGUGCGUCAUUCUAAAAGAGCCAUGCACAUCUUAAGUCAUGAUCAAUCGUUAGUGGAUCAAUCCUUGAUUGCUCCUGAUUCUAGUAUUGGCAUUGGAGGCUUGUAUUGGAUGGCAGAUAGUCGAACUAUUAUUACAGGUGGUGGAGAUUCUUUAGUCAAAGUUUGGAGUAUAGAGGGCCAAACACGACUAUUAAGAAGCUAUCAGACAUCCAAUUGCGUCACGAGUUUAACUGUGAAUGAAGAUACAAUGACUAUUGCUGCUGGUGUCGCGGGCGCACAAGGUGUUGUACAUGUCUGGCAACCUUAACCCGGCUUUUUAUACCCUCUCUCUCUUUCUUUCUUUCUUCAUGUAAAGGCUAAAUAUUAUAUAAAAAAAGGAUGCAGAUGCCCUGUCCUAACUCCUAAUAAAAGAGAAAGAUAACUAAGGCUUUCAGGUACGUUCAUGGAAGCGGUUAGGACAAUAGAUAGCAAGUUGUUUUUUUGGUUGUUAAAACAACACUGCUGCGAACAAAUAGAAUCAAUAUACGAAUUACAAAUAAACAUCAUACUUUAUUAUCAAAC
Gilbertella persicaria is the source of this 2506-nucleotide messenger RNA. Its product is annotated as WD40-repeat-containing domain protein. Gene Ontology annotation, biological process: transcription initiation at RNA polymerase II promoter. Gene Ontology annotation, cellular component: transcription factor TFIID complex. Gene Ontology annotation, molecular function: RNA polymerase II general transcription initiation factor activity; protein binding. The record is from RefSeq and is a predicted model, not a curated record. The transcript is spliced from 9 exons. The coding region runs from base 81 to 2252 and encodes 723 amino acids. NCBI's taxonomy places the organism in Eukaryota, Fungi, Mucoromycota, Mucoromycetes, Mucorales, Choanephoraceae.